Pocillopora damicornis (cauliflower coral) is the source of this 1678-nucleotide messenger RNA. Its product is annotated as myophilin. Gene Ontology annotation, biological process: actin filament organization. Gene Ontology annotation, molecular function: actin filament binding. NCBI's taxonomy places the organism in Eukaryota, Metazoa, Cnidaria, Anthozoa, Scleractinia, Pocilloporidae. Gene Ontology annotation, cellular component: actin cytoskeleton. The record is from RefSeq and is a predicted model, not a curated record.
GACGGGCGUGACAGAGGCGUGACACAUAACAUUUGCGACCGACACAGUACUUUGCUUAAUCGACAGAUUAUUUCGAUCGAGUGCUCAAGCCUUGCCCAAGGAUGGCUUUUCGACCGUUUCAUCCAUCCGCAGCUGACAGUAAAGGCAAGAUGGCCUCUAAGUGGGACAAAGAGACAGCGAGGGACAUCUGCGCUUGGAUUCAGAGGGCCACAGGAGAAUCUGUCCCCUCGGACGAUCCUACUUCCUUUGCUGAGACGUUGAACGAUGGUCAAACACUCUGCAAGCUAGCCAAUCAGAUAAAACCAGGCGCAAUAAAGAAAAUAAACAAAAUGAAGAUGCCAUUUCACAAGAUGGAAAACAUUGGGUGGUUUAGUGAUUUUUUGAGAGAGUAUGGUGUGCAAGCGGAGUAUAUAUUUGUCACAGUAGAUCUCUACGAGAAACAAAAUGUUCCACAAGUUCUUAUUGCUUUGAAAUGGCUGAAAAUAGAGUCGGAGAAAAAAGGUGUCAAGCUAUGAGGAACCAUUUUCAAGCUCCCUUUGGCGUAUAUUGUAAUUUUCUCUUAGACAUGUCUUAGAUUUUAUUUUUCAUCUGUUUCAUGAAAAAUCAUCCGGUUUCAGAGAUAGAGCUUAGCAGUGUAAACGUUAUUCAGGGCCUUUUUUUGUGGAUGAUGUGCCUUGUCGUAGUUUCAGUCUAAAAGUAUUGUUUUUAAGUUAGCAGACAAUUUUGUCGGAAUCGAGGCUGGAAGAGUGGUUAGACAGUAUCAUAUUUAUUUUGGAAUUUACCUUUCCCGUCGUUGACGUGAAGAUAAAUUAACUUUAAAAUGAGGUCAAAGUGUACGUGUUGGAUUAGAAAAGUAAUUUUAUGUGUUGCAGUGAAGAAAUAAGUUAUAAAAGUUAUGCAAAGAAGUAUUAAACCUGUAGUGGGUCCACGAGUUAUGUUACCGCACGGAGAAAAAAGUAAUUACUGCCAAUCUCAGGAAAACAUGUGUGACGUGUCAAACGCGGGACUGGGGAAAACAUGCAGUCAAAGUAAGCGCGGGAAACAUGUAACCAGUUUCAAGCGCGGUUGCGUGCGGGAAGGUAUGUAACUAGUCAAAGCGCGGCAAAUUUGUCACCAGUCUCAAGCGCGGUUGUGCGCGUGAAGAUAUAUAACCAGUGAAAGCGCGGGAAAAUUUCUAACCAGUCUAUUACACAGUUCAAGGCGCGGGAAAACAAAGCCAAUGUUAAGCCCUUUGUGCCCCUAUUCUCUCUAGUUUUAAUCGUGGGAGAAUAUGGAACAAGUGCCAAGAGCAGCAAGCAUGCAACUAGCUAGGUGUUGUAAGCUGAGAAAUACGCAACGGUGACAAGGAAGGAAAUGCGCAAUUGGUACAGAAGGAUGGGAAAAUACAAAAACGGUAUCGAGGUGUAAAGUAUGCAAUCGUCCAGAGAGCGGGAACUGAAAUACAAAGACGGUGCCGAGGGCUGGAAGAUAUGCAAACUUUGCAAAUCUCGAGGAAAUUAACUUUGAACCUAAGUUAAUUGUAGAAAAAUGUAUACGUGUAAGGAAGCAAACAUAGAAAGCUGUAGCAGUAACGUUGGGCGAGGGAUGCGUACUCACUCGCUAACCACGGUCGAAAACAAAAAGAAAGAGAUUCAGAGACUUGAAGUGCUCGCCGAUUUAAUAAAAUCAUAACAUUUGA